Kwoniella shivajii is the source of this 831-nucleotide messenger RNA. RefSeq lists its product as uncharacterized. Bases 1 to 831 code for a protein of 276 amino acids. The record is from RefSeq and is a predicted model, not a curated record. Gene Ontology annotation, biological process: NADH dehydrogenase complex assembly. Lineage: Eukaryota; Fungi; Basidiomycota; Tremellomycetes; Tremellales; Cryptococcaceae. The transcript has 2 exons.
AUGCCAAAACAUACGCCAGAAGUCAAGACUCUUUUCCCUGCAUGGAGAUUCGAUCACUGGAGAGCAGUGGAUGAUCGAGUAAGAGGUGGUUCGAGUAUUUCUCAUUUAGAUGAGAUCGAACUAGACAGUAAAGUCAACCUGCCGUUGAACGAAGAUGAGACUUUAGAAAAGGGGAAUAAGAAUAUCGGAGCAAGAUUCUGGGGUACCCUAGAUAUCAACACACUUGGUGGAGCAGGCUUUGCUUCUCAAUCAUAUCGAUAUGGACCUCCUCCACUUGAACUUCCACGAAUUUCUUAUUCCGGAGUAUCAGUCACUUACCUUCCUGAUCCUCAAACGAAAUACACCUCAUCCACUCCACGAGAUUUCGUUUUAGUAUUGAAACCAAAUCCAACUGCGCAAAUACCUAAACAUCCCAAGACACCUGGUUCACCAAGAGAAGCUCAAUUGACCUACGAAGCGAAUUUCUCCCUUUCUUCUUUCUAUCUCGACAAUAGUCACAAAGAAAAGAAAGUUGAAUUUGGAUGGAACCAAUUUGAACCUACUUAUAGAGGAAGAAAUAUACCUGAAGGUGAUCCAAAAUGGGUUCCUCUAGAUCCCAAGGCAAUCUUCGAAUUAAGUAUAAUGUGUAGAAGUGAUUUCGGUAAACAGCAAGGCGAAUUCGGUGUAGUCAUCACUUCAAUUCAAGCUAUAAAGACCAAAACCAGUGUUGGUAUAUGGAGCAAUAUCAUCGAAUGGUGGAACGGUUUCUCAACAUAUGUGGGCAGGUUUUUCGGUUGGAACAGGAUCACAUUGGAUGAAGUGGAUGAUGAGGAGAAGAGACUAAUCGCUUAG